UUACAGUUUUAUAAAAAGUAUUGAUCUCCGAUAUAUGCCGGUGUAACUUACGAAAAGUACCCCCCGCUCUCAGCGUACCUUUACCCUACCCGUAAGAGUACUGCCAAUACUGCAUGAAAAAGAGGCCAUCACAAUACAGCACCAGCCAAGAUGGCGGUGGCUGAGGACAUACUAAAAGACCCUUACUUUGCUAAUCUCGACAUCGAUCUGAGCCAAUUUUCUGAAGAAGAGAAAACCGCGAUACUCGGUGUCAUGCAAAAAGCUAAGGUUCUUGAUCAACAGCGAGUUGAAGAUAAAUUCAGACAACCAACUGAAGGACAACUUAGCAAAUGGACUAAUCUAAUGAAAGGCUGGCAGUUUAGGUGGUUCACUCUUGAUCCUGAUUCUGGAUUAUUGGAGUAUUAUGUGGAUAAAGAGAAGAAAAAGCUGGGGCCAAGAGGAUCAGUUUAUCUUGGGGGAAGUAUGAUAGCUCCCAGUGACGAGGACUCGUUCACAUUUGCUGUUAGUGCAGCAAAUGGCGAUAUCUUUAAACUGCGAGCCAGUGAUGCAAAAGAAAGACAGGAUUGGAUUAAUAAACUGAGAAGUGUGGCUGAGUUUCACACAUCAAGUAUUGCUGAGGCUGCCCCACCACUAUAUACCACACACAGUUUCUCUCAGUCAUCUGCUCAGUCAAGUGGUCCUGUUAAGCAAACAGUAACAGCAGCGUCCUCAAGUGGCCAUCCUCAGGUGGCCGGGGCAGAUGAGUUAUUGUCAGACUCUCCUAAAGUGACACAUGAAACCUAUCAUGUACCUGAAAAGAUCAUGGAGCAAAUAUCCCACAUCAGAGAGGAUCUAUACAGAAUAGAAGAUCAACAGAUGGCUCUUAUUGAUCUAUUGGAGUUGGAUCCAACAGGAGAAGAAUCACUUUUUCCUCUGGAUAAUGAUGUACUGAUUCUUAAAGCAACAGCUCAGUCUGCUCUGAGCACAUUGCAUCACUGUUUUUCCAUCCUCCAAGGACAGGCGGCCGAUGUUCAAAGUGAAGCUUCAGGAGACGCGUUGCAACGGGACGAAAAUACUUCCGAGUUUCAAAGAACUCACGGUACGAUCGGUGACAACGCUAUGAGUCGAAGACGUCAUUUAAGUUUCAAGUCUCAUGGGGAUAAAACCAGUGGAGAGGGUCGGUCGUUUGGCUUCCAUAAGAACCCUGGGACUCCAAAAUCGCAAAGAAAGGACAGCAAAACAACUGAAAUUACCGCAGAUAGCUCAGGUGUGUCGUGCUGCGAGAAAGCCAGGGCCGAGAUGAAAUACAACGUCGCUCGUAGAGUGGAAGAGGAAACUGACGACGAGGCUUACUGUACGGCAGAAGAACCUGAAAACCAGUCGGUUGAGGAACAUAAAAGUGUUAUACUUCAUCUUGUUUCGCAGCUGAAGCUAGGAAUGGACUUGACUAAGGUUGUGUUGCCAACAUUUAUUCUUGAGCCGCGUUCGUUGUUAGAGAUGUAUGCAGACUUCUUCGCCCAUCCUGAUUUGUUUGUUAAAAUUCCUGACGGUCUCACGGCAGAAGAUAGGAUUUUAUCUGUUGUAGAAUUCUACCUAACUUCCUUCCAUGCCGGAAGAAAGGGUUCUCUAGCUAAGAAACCUUACAAUCCCAUAUUAGGAGAGACAUUUUAUUGUUCCUGGAAAGUGCCGAUGUCGUCCAACGCUAAACAACCUUCCACAAACAGUCAUAUUGAUCACUCUUCAACGGUCUCUGAUGACGGAAGAGUUUCGUUUGUUGCAGAACAGCUUUCCCAUCAUCCCCCGAUUUCCGGGUUUUACGCUGAGUGUCCAAGCAAGAAGUUGUGUUUUAAUGCACACAUUUGGACGAAGUCGAAGUUUUAUGGAAUGUCUAUCGGUGUGGUGAAUCAAGGAGUAGGUAAAGAUUGGUGGACAUCUCUCCUUCGUUACAGUGUUAGUGUACUGUGCUAAGCUCCAAAGCAAAUAGAAUUAAGUUGUCCUG
Messenger RNA from Stylophora pistillata, 1978 nucleotides. RefSeq names its product oxysterol-binding protein-related protein 11-like. Gene Ontology annotation, molecular function: sterol binding. Lineage: Eukaryota; Metazoa; Cnidaria; Anthozoa; Scleractinia; Pocilloporidae. Gene Ontology annotation, cellular component: membrane; cytosol. The record is from RefSeq and is a predicted model, not a curated record.